This is a messenger RNA of Gallus gallus (chicken), 10586 nucleotides long. It is a transcript of the gene PRRC2C, whose product is annotated as proline rich coiled-coil 2C. Lineage: Eukaryota; Metazoa; Chordata; Aves; Galliformes; Phasianidae. The coding region runs from base 882 to 8972 and encodes 2696 amino acids. The record is from RefSeq and is a predicted model, not a curated record. Gene Ontology annotation, biological process: cell differentiation. The transcript is spliced from 35 exons.
GGCCGCCCGCCAUCUUGGCCCCUGUGUGGAAGCGGCUGAGGCGCGGCGUCGCGGCGCCGGGAGCGGCAGCGGCCUCGCCGAGUCCGGGAGCCCCGGGGAGCGGGGGGAGGCCGGAGCGCCGGCCCGCAGCGCUGCGCGCCAGGUGAGCUCAACCGCUUCCCUUCUCUCCGCGGCUCCUCGCCGGCCGGCGGUGAGGCACCGGCGCCGGGAGGAGCGGGCGAGCGGCCUGCGCCGCAUGGCCUCGGGCGGGGGCGGCUUCCGCCGGGCCUGGCGGCGGUGGUGAGCGGCCCGCGGCCUGCCGGGGAGCGGGGAGCCUGCGGGGGCCGCGGCCGGGCGGAGGGAGGGAGAGCGGAAAGGAAGGAAAGGAAGGAGGGAGGCGGCGCGGCGCGGCGCUGGGCCUGCGGCGGGCCGGGCUGCCCCGCGCUGCUGGGCCGCGCCGCAACGCAGCGCAUCGCCGUCUGCGGCCGGCCGCGCCCCGCAGCGGGCACAGCGCCGGGCCUCGCCCCAGGGCUGGGCUGCGGGGGCCGCUUCCCGAUCCCCGUUUCUCAUCCUUCUUUCCCCUUUCCCGCCCCUUUCUCCAUUUCUACUUUCAUUUCAGUUCUGUUCUCUCCUUUUCUCUCUGAACGUCUCCGUGCCUCUCUAGGGAGAUCCUCGGCGUUCGUGCUCUCUUUGUGGCAGUGAUUCUUCUUCCCGAGAUCCCCCGGGGGGAGGUUUUUUUUUUCCUGCGGCACGCUGGGCACUGCGGUUUGGUUUUCUAACUCUGAAAUAUUCAUCCACAGUUCUGGAGGUGCACAGUAAAAGGCUGCUGCUGGCUUAUUUCUCUUAGAUGCUGAUUUUGAGGAGUGAGCGGGCGGUACCAGACUCGAUGAGUUUCCAUCGAAAUGUCGGAAAAGUCAGGCCAGAGUACAAAAGCAAAGGAUGGAAAAACGAAGUACGCAACGCUCAGUCUCUUUAAUACUUACAAAGGAAAGUCACUGGAAACUCAGAAAACCACAGUUGCCACACGCCAUGGAUUACAAAGUCUUGGAAAAGUUGCUAUUUCGAGGAGGAUGCCUCCCCCAGCUAACCUCCCUAGUCUCAAAGCAGAGAACAAAGGCAAUGAUCCCAAUGUGAACAUUGUGCCUAAGGAUGGCACAGGAUGGGCUUCAAAACAAGAACAGCACGAAGAAGAGAAACAGCCAGAGGUGCCGCAGACACAGCCAAAACCUGCUGUUCCUGCUCCUCCAGAAGCAGCUCCUGUUGCCAAAUCAUGGGCCAACACCAAGCCAGGUGGACAAGAUGGUCCAGCUCUUCCAGUAAAUAGUUAUUUCCAGCAAGAGUUUCCCAGUCUGCCGGCAGCUGGGGAUCAAGAAAAGUCAGGCAAAGAUAAAGAUGCAUCUGAAGAGGCCCAUGGACCCAGCUUGAGACCACAAAAUCAAGAUGCUAAGGCUCUUGGGCAGGAAGAUGGCAAUGCUACUCCAGCAGAACAAAGUGAUGGCCAGAAGGCAGCAGAGAAGAGGGAUGUGCGGUUACCACAGAUCCCACAGCCCAAGAUGAAUGGCCAGCAGCAGCCACCCAUCUCGUCUCAGUACAGGGCAAUGAUGCCGCCUUACAUGUUUAAUCAGUAUCCUAGAAUGGCAUAUCCUCCUUCCAUGCAAGGCCCAACAAGGUUUCCGAACUCUGAGCCUAGUAGAGGGCCAAGGGGAAGAGGACCUCCUUCGUGGUGUUCAGAACCUAUUGAGCGCCCAUCCAUUCUUAGUGCUAGUGAACUUAAAGAACUUGAUAAAUUUGAUAACCUAGAUGCUGAGGCUGAUGAAGGCUGGGCAGGUGCUCAGAGUGAAGUGGAUUACACUGAACAGUUGAAUUUCAGUGAUGACGAUGAGCAAGGAAGUAGUCAAAAGGAGAAGGAAAGUGGUGAUGAACAAACACCAUCAAAAGAUUCUCAGAGCCCCGAUGGCCAGAAAGAAGCAGAAGAACAGACAAAUGCUAAGUCUGCCACCCAGGCUUCUGCAGCAGCAACCAAAGGAUCUUAUGGCAAAAGUUCUCAGCUUGAUCAGGAUCGGGGUCCAGCACAGCCCUCUAUACAUGAAAGAGGUGGUCCUCCUCUUCAUCCCAAAUCUAUUCUACCACCGCAUCCUCCUCCUCCUGAUCGUCAACUAGGACCUGGAAGGCAGGGACCCUUUCCUCCUAAACCAGUACCAGAUGAAGAUGAAAUCUGGAAACAGAGGAGAAGACAGCAGUCAGAGAUAUCUGCUGCAGUUGAGCGAGCCCGUAAGCGCCGAGAAGAGGAAGAAAGAAGAAUGGAAGAACAAAGAAAAGCAGCUUGUGCAGAAAAGCUGAAACGGUUAAAUGAGAAAUUUGGCUGUAUGACAAAACCCUCCCGGGAAGACCCUCUGAAAGAGAGAGAGAGGGAGAGGGAAAGAGAAAGGGAGAGAGAAAGGGAAAGGGAGAGGGAGAGGGAACGGGAGAGAGAGCGGGAAAGAGAAAAGGAGAGGGAGAGGGAAAGGGAAAGGGAAAAAGAAAAAGAGAGGGAGCGGGAAAGGGAAAAAGAAGAAAAAGAAAAACUGGAGAAAGCAAAAGAGCAAGAAAGGGAAAAAGAGAAAGAAAACGAGAGAGAGAAGGAAGAAAAAGAGAGGGAGAAGGAGAAAGAAGAGGAGAAACCAGUGCACGAAGCUCCUGAGCCUGUAGAACCUGUGGUAACGCCUGCAGUAGAAAAACAAGAAAGUGAAAGCAGGAAUAACAAGGAAGAAAAAGAAGAUCAAGCAGUCUUUACCCGACAAGACAGUGGUCGAAAUGAGAAAGAGAUUUCACAGGUGACUCAUGAGAGCGAGCCAGAAUCAGGAUCUCAACCUCGUCCUGCUGUUUCCUCAGGCUAUUCUAAGCAGUUCCAGAAAUCAUUACCACCGAGAUUUCAGAGGCAGCAGGAGCAGAUGAAACAGCAGCAGUGGCAACAACAGCAGCAAGGUGUAAUUCCACAGUCUGCUCCCUCACAGCCUUCUAGUGGCCCUGUCCCUCCUCCCCAGCAUAGACCUCUUUACCAACCAAUGCAACCACAUCCACAGCAUCUGGCUUCAAUGGGUUUUGAUCCACGGUGGCUUAUGAUGCAGUCUUACAUGGACCCACGAAUGAUGUCGGGAAGGCCUGCAAUGGAUAUGCCUCCUAUUCAUCCAGGAAUUAUGCCUCCCAAACCACUGAUGAGAAGAGACCAGCUGGAAGGAUCAGCAACUAGUUCAGAUUCAUUUGAACAUAUAGCUCGCUCAGCAAGAGAGCAUGCUGUUCCUUUGUCAGAGCCCCGCAUAAUGUGGGGCUCAGAUCCGUACCCCCAUGCAGAACCUCAGCAAGCUAGUUCUCCUCCCAAAGUGCUAGAAGAGCCUGACAAUUUGAGAUCUGAGGCCCACUUGGAGCAAGAACGAGUUGCUGUUCCUGCUGCAGCUUAUCCUGUAGAACACAACCAGCUGGACUCUCAUCCAAAGACAGACUUUUUCAGAGAACCAGGAGAGGUGGAAGUACAAAAGUUCCCAAGCAGGCCUUUGGAAGAUGCCCAAUCUCUCCAAACUGACACAUCUAACACUAAAGUUAAUUUUGAAGGAAUCGAUGAGAAUGUUUCACGCAGCUCUGCAGAAGAACUCAUGCCUGUGGGGGAAAGUCACUCUUCAUUAAAGAGAAGCAUUUCCCAUGGCUCAAGUCAUUCUCUAAAAUCAGAAGAACAGAGGAAUGAGACAACAGCAAAUAUCCCUAAAAUAAGUAGCAGGCCUGUUGAGUCAAAGGAGACAAUUGAGAGAAUUGAGAUUAAGCCAAAAAAAGAAGUUUUGAUCAAUAACAGAACAUCCGAAGGACCUAAACUUGAGAAAACAUUUAAACCUAAGUCUGAAACAAGAUGGGGUCCUAGGCCUGGUUACGGCAGGAGAGAGGAAGGCAGCGAUAGACCCAUAAGAAGAUCAGGUCCUAUUAAAAAACCUGUGCUUAGAGAUAUGAAAGAGGAGCGUGAACAGAGAGAAGAGCGUGAACAGAGGAAGGAGAAGGAAGGAGAAAAGAUGGCUAGUGAAAAACCAAGCAAGUCUGAAAAAAGCGACAAAAAGGAAGCACAUCAAGUGCCAGUGCCUCAGGCUGAGCCAGAGACAUCUGCCUCUAGCAGUGCUCCUUUGGCUAAGAAGAUAGUCCAAGAUGCUGCUCCAACAUCAGCAAGCCCCGAGAGCACUCAGACUGAGACUGCAGCUAAAGUUCCAGUUCAGCCACCCACUCCUCCAGUCUCGCAGCAGCUACCAGCUGCACAGCCUGCUGUUCCACAGCUUCCCCCUGCAGUACUGCAGCAACCACCGACUCAGCCCGCAGCACAGCAGCAGCCACAAGCACAGCAGCCAGUUACCACAGUGAAGGAAGAAAAGCAGACAGAGAAGGUAGUUAACAAGGAGGUUGUAGAGAAACCACGCUUAGAAACCAGACCAGUAAAAAGAGAGCCUGGCUUACCACCUAGGACGUACUGGAAAGAGGCUAGGGACAGAGACUGGUUCCCAGAUCAGGGAUACAGAGGCAGAGGUCGUGGGGAGUAUUAUUCUAGAGGUCGUAGCUACAGGGGUUCUUACGGAGGACGUGGUCGGGGCAGUAGAGGCCAUAACAGGGAGUAUCCACACUACAGAGAUACUAAGCCUAGAACAGACCAUGUGCCUUCUGGGCCUGUUAGACAAAGAGAAGAGAGUGAAACUCGCAGUGAGAGUUCAGACUUUGAAGUGAUUCCAAAACGACGGCGACAGCAUGGUUCAGAGACUGAUUCUGACAGCGAAGUCCAUGAAAGUGCAAGCGACACUCUGCUUUCAGACAAAGACAGUCUCAUCAAAGGCAAACACCCAAAAAGAGAAGAGAGGGCUGAUGGCAAGAGACCUACAAAGCCACUGUCAUUCAAACCUGAAAACAAUAUCAGAGUGGAUAAUAGAUCUCUGGAAAAAACAUACAUAAGAGAUGAUGAGAAUAAACCUAAACCAGGAUUUCUUCCUAAAGGAGAACCUUCUAGACGAGGCAGAGGGGGAAUGUAUAGACGUGGUGGAAGGGAUCCUGGUGGGCGUCCUCCACGACCAUCCACAAUAAGGAGACCAGCUUACAGAGACAAUCAGUGGAAUCCCAGGCAAACGGAGAUCAUUAAACCAGAAGAUGGGGAGCCUCCAAGGAGAAAUGAGCAUUAUGGUCCUAUACCAGUUGAUAAAAGACCUCCAAAAUUUGAGAGGAAGUUUGAUCCAACUAGAGAGAGACCGCGAAGACAAAGGCCUGCUCGGCCUCCAAGGCAAGAUAAGCCACCACGCUUCAGGCGCCUAAAAGAGAGAGAGGCUGCUUCAAAGAUCAAUGAGGCAGUAACCAGCUCAUCAACUACUGCUGCAGUCACUAAUGUGGUUACUGAGCCCUCCAACACCGCUCUAGAUGUUUCGGGAAGUAAGACACCAGACUUGUCUAAUCAGAAUUCUUCAGACCAGGCAAACGAGGAGUGGGAAACAGCCUCAGAGAGCAGCGAUUUUAAUGAGAGGCGUGAGAGGGAUGAGAAGAAAACAGCAGAUAUAGCAGCACAGGUUGCUGCAAAAGCAGGAGAAAACACUGGAGCUCCAAAAAGAGAAAUAGCUAAGAGAAGUUUCUCUAGUCAGCGGCCUGGAAUAGACCGUCAAAACAGACGUGGUAACAGUGGGCCAGCUAAACCAGGGAGGACCUUCUCAGGGCCUAGGAGUGACAGGCGGAGUGGUCCUCCACCCAGAAGUGGAAAAAGAGGGUUCCACAGCAAAGCCAGAAUGUUUCAAGUCUCUGACUCUGAUGGCUGCAGAGAGCUUCUGGCAAGGGAGCCUGUGAAACAUUUCAUACUGCCAUUUGAAGACCAGACAGCAAGCGUGCCUGGUGUUGAUCCCAGCAACAACAACUCUUUGCAUCAGGAAGAAGGAGGUGUUAAUGCAGCAGGACAGAAGACCACCAAGGAUGCAAGUGGCAAAAAGAGAGAGGAACCUAAAGCUGGUCCAAAGAAGCCUAAGGAAAAAGUGGAUGCUUUGUCCCAAUUUGAUCUUAAUAAUUAUGCAAGUGUUGUGAUCAUUGAUGAUCACCCUGAAGUGACAGUAGUUGAAGACUCCCAGUCUAACUUGAAUGAUGAUGGUUUCACUGAAGUGGUGUCUAAGAAACAACAGAAACGCUUGCAAGAUGAAGAGCGCAGAAAGAAGGAGGAACAAACAGUGCAGGUUUGGACCAAAAAAGGAUCAAGUGAAAAAGGUCGAGGUCAAAAUUCCAAACUCCCACCCAGGUUUGCUAAAAAGCAGCAACAGGCAGCAGCUGCAGCUGCACAGCAGGCACAAGCUCAGGCACAGACUCCAUGCACAGCACAGACUGCAGGUCAGCCACCAGCUUCUGUUCAGCCUCAAAAUCAGGCUGCUGGAGGGGCAACAGCCAGCACAGAAUUCACGGUGUCAGGCAAAGUCUUGCAGAACACCCAGGCUCACAAUGGUCUAGGAACUGAACUGUGGGAAAACAAGGUGCCUCCUACAGCAGUUCUGAAUGACAUCUCCAAAAAACUGGGACCUAUUAGUCCACCUCAACCACCUUCAGUGAGUGCUUGGAACAAACCUUUGACAUCUUUUGGAUCAGCUACGUCUCCAGAGGGAACAAAGCCUGGGCAAGAAGGUGGAGUCGAGCUUGGUAUAGAAACUAUUCAGUUUGGAGCCCCUGCUUCCAGUGGUAGUGAUAAUGAAGUUGGCCCUGUACUUUCUGAGAAGUCGGCUGACAAGCUACCAGAACCAAAAGAGCAAAGACAGAAACAGCCUCGGGCUGGACCCAUCAAAGCACAAAAGCUUCCAGACUUGAGUCCAGUAGAAAACAAAGAGUAUAAACCCGGUCCUAUUGGGAAAGAACGUUCUUUAAAGAACAGAAAGGUGAAGGAUGCCCAACAGGGAGAGCCUGAGGGACAGGAGAAGUCAUCUCCCACUUCUGUGAGAAGUCCAGAACCUGUCACUGCAAAGGAAACCAAAGCAGCAAGUGAACUGAGUACAGAAAUAGGAACAAUGAUAUCUGUGUCUGCUCCAGAGUUCGGAACAAGCACAAAGGAGUCUGUAACAGACUACACUACACCUUCUCAUCCUAACACAGUGGCUACUAGCAGUACAAAAAUGGAGGAGACUUUGGUGACGAACGUGCCCCUGCCCCACACCCUUCCCCUCCCUAGGAGGGAGACUCUACAACAGAGCUCCAGCCUAACUCCAGUUUCUCCCGCUACCGUCGACCUCACCCUCAAGAUGGAGUCCGCACGCAAAGCAUGGGAGAAUUCCCCAAACAUGGGGGAGAAGAGUUCACCAGUGACCUCAGCAGCAUCUCCCAUAGCUGGUGGCAGCAGCAGCAACAGCAGCAGCAGCAACGCUGUGCCAAGCAGUGGUACUUACAGCUCCUUCUCUAGUGCAUCAAUGCCUCCUAUUCCUGUGGCUUCAGUUACACCAACUACUUCACUAUCAGGAGCUGGAACAUACACGACCUCUUCACUGAGUACAAAGACUGCAAGCACCUCGGACCCUCCCAAUAUAUGUAAAGUGAAACCACAACAAUUGCAGACAAGCAGCCUAGCUUCUGCAAGCCACUUUUCCCAGCUGAGCUGCAUGCCAUCCCUCAUUGCCCAACAACAGCAGAGUCCCCAGGUCUAUGUGUCUCAGUCUGCAGCAGGCACUGCAGCUCAAAUUCCAGCUUUUUAUAUGGAUACAAGUCACCUGUUCAACACCCAACAUGCACGUUUGGCACCACCAUCUUUGGCCCAGCAGCAAGGCUUUCAACCAGGACUUUCUCAGCCUGCUUCAGUACAGCAGAUCCCCAUCCCCAUCUAUGCACCUCUGCAAGGGCAGCAUCAAGCUCAGCUGAGUUUAGGAGCAGCACCAGCUGUGUCACAAGCUCAGGAGUUGUUCAACUCCUCUUUACAGCCUUACAGGUCUCAGCAAGCUUUUAUGCAGAGUGGUUUGUCUCAGCCAUCACCAGUAGUUCUGUCUGGUACAGCCUUACACAACUUCCCGACAGUACAACACCAGGAGCUUGCAAAGGCACAGUCAAGCUUGGCAUUUCAGCAGACUUCUAAUACACAACCUAUUCCAAUCUUAUAUGAACAUCAACUUAGUCAAGCUUCAGGACUGGGAGGCUCUCAGCUUCUCGAUACACACAUUCUCCAGGCCAGAGCUACGCUCACCCAGGCUUCAAAUCUGUAUUCUGGGCAAGUUCAACAGCCUGGCCAGAGCAAUUUCUACAACACUGCCCAGUCUCCCAGUGCUCUCCAGCAGGUAAACUGUGGCAUGGUAACAGUACCUUUACCAGGAUCACAACUUUCUUUGCCCAACUUUGGAUCCACAGCACAGCCACUUAUUGCCCUACCCCAGUCUUUACAACCACCACUACAGCACACACCACCGCAAGCACAGGCUCAAAACCUAAGCAGACCUGCACAAGUAACCCAGCCUUUCAGAGGAUUAAUCCCAGCAGGAACUCAGCACAGCAUGAUAGCUGCGACUGGAAAGAUAUCAGAAAUGGAACUGAAGGCAUUUGGAGGUGGUAUUGAUGUUAAACCUGGAACACCACCGGUGUCUGGCAGAAGUACUACUCCAACAUCCAGUCCCUUCCGGGCCAGUUCUACAAGUCCUAACAAUCAGUCCAAUAAAAUGAACAGCAUUGUCUACCAGAAGCAGUUCCAGUCAGCAGCUGCUGCUGUGAGAAUGACCCAGCCAUUUCCUGCACAGUUUGCACCACAGGCAAAGCAGAGAGCAGAGGUACUUCAGUCCACCCAGAGAUUCUUUUCUGAGCAGCAGCAGAGCAAACCGAUAGGAGGCAAAGCGCAAAAAGUGGAUGAGAACGGGAGCAAACCCUCCGAGGCGAUUGCUGACUCUUCAGGAGUCUGCCAGGACAAAGCAGAGGAGAAGCCUGCCCCCGCACCUCCUGCAGCAACAAAGCCUGUUAGAACUGGACCGAUCAAACCUCAGGCAAUCAAAACCGAAGAAACAAAAUCUUAGAGGCUGUUGUUUCUUGGAGGUGGGGGGGAGAGGGGAGGAUGGGGGAGAUGGCGGCAGCAGCAUGAAUUUGUAGCCCUAAGGAUGAGACAGCAGUCCUCUCUCCCUGCAGGGCUCUUAACUACAUAAAGGGACAUAGAAGCUGUCAGCAGUUAUGAAUUUAAACUGCUGUGUAUCCAGCUGAGCUUCUAGGCUCUUUGGGCUUCUUAUUUCCUGUGACAGCAUGAAGACCGCUUUCGAUAGUGUGCACGUUUCACACGUGUGCGCAUGUUUUGGCUUACACACCUGUAUGCUUCCCAGCCUGAAAGCUGAGAAAUAGCACAGCGAGGAAGAAGGCGGUUGGGGAGGCAUGUUCCUAGCUGACGAGAUGAAUACUCUUACUUUCUUCUGAUCUUCAGCUGCUAUUUAUCUUUUUAUAAACUCAUGAGUAUGAGAACAUGCAGAUCUGAAAAUGGUGCUGGGCCAAGUAAUGUGCAUUAAGUUUGUAGUGACUUAAGGAGCUCCCGUGUUGUACUAAACAGAGGGAUUCACAUAGCUGGCAGAAUCUCCUUUAACAUGUGACGUGUAACGUAGCACAAAGGGUAACGUGGCAGCGUUGAAUUCCCUCUGAAGGCAGUGCUUUGCUGGCUGCUGCUUCUUGGAUGACAAUAUACUGUAUCUAGAUCACAAUAUGAAAAUGCUACUUGGCCACCUGUGUUCUCUACACCCACUCCCUCAGUUGUUCACCUCUGGAGUUGAAAGGUUAAUUGCAUCAAUAGUCCCAGUUAUUCUGUUCACCUCUGUCCAGCUAUCUUUAUAUGAAGCGAGUGAUCUUUAAACGGUUUCCAGCUUAUGUCUGUAUACAGCGAUGAGCACUUAGAGCUGUGCCACAAGAAUAAAAGAAACCUUGUUGGAUUAAAGAGAAUCUUAUCUAAAAGGUGCAUUCUUUAUAUCGGAGCUGCGUCGCACCACUUCCCUGCCCACAGUGUGCUGGAACGUAGAAUCAAGUCAGAUAAUGCCUUUUUAAUUGUAUCCUCUAGUAUUAUAGCUGUAGGACAGUACUGUAUGAUACUUCUGUGAAUGUAAGAUAUCCUGUACCUGCUUAUGAUAUGUAGUAGUGACUGUGCUAUACUGGAGCUGUUUUUAAUAAUGUUAUUCUAGAGGUUUUUUUCCAGACAAUGAUUGAAAAGCUAAUAAAAAGCACCAGGUACCACAUCAGUAGCAGAACUUGCUGGUUUUUUUCUGGGAUUUUUUUUUUGUUACUUAUUUUUUUUGGAAAGAAGAGUGAGUUGAAAGUCUAAUGUGUAUAAUUUUGUUCAGAUGACUGCAGAGGCUGGAGAGGCUGUUGCUGCUAUUGAUGCCUAGUGAAUCGCUCUUGGUUAUCUUUUUAUAUAAAUAUAUAUAUAAUUUGAAUUUUUGGAAACUAGCUGUGAUGUCAACUUUGGAAAAGAAAAAAAAAAAAGUAUCCCACUUGUAGUGUGAGUUGGCAUUGUACAGAAAUUAACAGCCAUAUUGGUCUAGAAAUGUUAAACUUAAUUUUUUUUCCAUUUGUACAGGGGUAACGCACUGUAUUAAAUAUGUACGGUCUUAUUUACAUGGGUUUGAUUACAGAAACUAAUAAAGUAUUCUCUAAAUAAA